AUGGGAACCGCGUUUUGGCCCAGCUACCAGUCGUACUACUUUGAACUGACUGGUGCCACUAGCGCUCAAGCUAUGAACUAUGGAUGUACUUCGGUUGCUAUUGGAACCAGCAUUAUCACAUACAUGCUGAUCGAGAACGUCGGCCGCCGACGACUGUGGUUAUUCGGCGCCACGGGCAUGGCCUGUUCAAACCUAAUCGGUGGUUUCAUGUACAUCCCAUUUGUUAACGGGAAUGCUCAGGUGGCUGGCAAAGUGGCCACGGCCAUGGUGUUCCUGUGGAAUGGCUUCUACGACAUUGGGCCCACCAACAUGGGCUACGCAAUCACCUCUGAAGUACCCUCAAAUCGAAUGAUUGUUCAUGUUGGAAGUCAUUUGACGGGAUUCGCCUUGUCUUAUGCCGUUCCGUACAUGUACAACCCUGAUGCAGGAAACCUUGGUCUCCGAAUGGGUUUCAUUUGGGGAGGUUUCUCUGUCAUUUUCGUCAUCUGGGGCUUCUUCUUCAUCCCAGAUGUCACUGGUCUGAACUUCUAUCAGAUCGAUCAGUUGUUUGAGAGCCGCGCCCCUGUCCGCAAGUUUCACCAGGCAAAGUUUGACUACAACGGUCUUCUCAUCCGAUCAUUCUCCACUAGGACAUCUGAGGAGGCUAAUUAG
This is a messenger RNA of Fusarium keratoplasticum, 651 nucleotides long. Its product is annotated as MFS domain-containing protein. Gene Ontology annotation, cellular component: membrane. The transcript has a single exon. The coding region runs from base 1 to 651 and encodes 216 amino acids. Gene Ontology annotation, molecular function: carbohydrate:proton symporter activity. The record is from RefSeq and is a predicted model, not a curated record. Lineage: Eukaryota; Fungi; Ascomycota; Sordariomycetes; Hypocreales; Nectriaceae. Gene Ontology annotation, biological process: transmembrane transport; carbohydrate transport.